AUGGGUGAUGACGAAGAAAUCAUUUUCAAAGCUCAUCCAGAAUCUGUCAAAUCUAUUUACUGUUCACCAAACAAUCCACGUAUUUUCUGUACUGGAGCUGAAGAUGGAUUUUGCAAGAUGUGGGACCGUCGUACGCUUGAGGCGACUAUUGCACUUAAUAAGUGCAGUGAUGAAGUAGUGAUGAGUAUUGACGCUCUGAAAUUUAUGCCACCAAAUCAUUCAGAACUUCUGUGGCGUGCUAAAUUUUCACCAGAACGGACUGGGCAUCGUUUCAUUUACACU
This is a messenger RNA of Thelazia callipaeda (thelaziosis nematode), 282 nucleotides long. NCBI's taxonomy places the organism in Eukaryota, Metazoa, Nematoda, Chromadorea, Rhabditida, Thelaziidae. The record is from the annotation of a GenBank genome assembly.